AUGGCAGGAGCGAUCAUAGAAAACAUGAGCACUAAAAAGUUGCUUUUAUUUGGUUUCUUUAUUCUUGUUUUUCAGGUUUUUUCCAUCUUGGUGGGAGCUUUAAUUGCUCCUAGUCCCACCAGUGCCAUACGCUACUUGGCCACCAAAUGCAUCAACCGCCACAGGACGCGCGUCUGGCUCAUGCCGUGGGGUUCGAACCGGUGCCAGCAGGUCCACAGUUUUGACGAGCCUUUGGCCAAAAUCCUGGAUGCCAAUGACAUUGUUUUUGCUGUGCACGUACCUCUUCCCAACAAGGAGAUGAGCCCCUGGUUUCACUACAUGCUGGCUGUUCUGCAGUUUGACAUUGCGUUCAAAAUGAUCAAUCAGAUUGAGGAUGACGUUAUCGUCACUGUUGAUGCUCGUCUGGCAUACAGGGAUGAUUUGAAGUCUGAGUGGACUACUAAGUUUCACUCAGUGGAGCAGAGGCCGCUCAAGUGCACUUUUGCAGUCCCCAAGACAUAUGAAAAUGAGGGUCGCUUUUAUCACUGUGACCCCGUACCAUUGAUGGAAAUGGGAAGUGUGGCCCACAAAUAUUUUUUACUUAAUCUACGCUUGCCGGUGAAUGACACGAUGAACGUCGGCAUUGGAGAAAUAAAGGACAUCCAUAUAGUGGGUAUCCACCAGAACGGGGGCUUCACUAAAGUGUGGAUGAGCAUGAGGACAGUGUUCACUCCCUGGAUAUCUGCGGCGACAGCUUGGUACUGGCGCAGGAUCAGCAUCAUGGCAAGACCUCCAGUCCUUCUGGAAAAGGUGAUUUUUGCUCUGGGUGUCUCAAUGACCUUCCUGAAUGUGCCGGUGGAGUGGCUGUCUCUGGGCUUCGAGUGGACGUGGAUGCUGCUGUUGGAGGACGCCCAGCAGGGUGCCUUCUACUCUGCACUCUUCUGUUUCUGGAUCGUCUUCUGUGGCGAACACCUCAUGGACCAAAGUCAGAGGAACCGGCUCUCAGCGUACUGGUGGCAAGUCGGGCUGGUGGUGUUUGGCUCAUCUAUUCUCCUCAUAUUUGACCUGAGUGAAAGGGGGGUUCAUUUGAGCAAUCCUUUCUACAGUAUGUGGGGAUCAGACUUUGGGACGAACGUUGCAUUUACUUUCAUUAUUGUGGCAGCCAUUUCCGUUUGUCUUUAUUUCUUCUCCCUGUGUCGUAUGGUGUGUUGUGUGUUCAGGAACAUUGGUGGGAAGAUGCAACAGCUUCCUGCAAUGCCAGAGGCGAGGCGGCUGCGUUACAAGGGUAUAAUCUUCAGGUUUAAGUUUUUGAUGCUGCUAACUCUCGUGUGUGCAGCCAUGACCGUCAUCUUCUUCAUCUUAAACCAAGUCAGUGAAGGUCACUGGCACUGGGGAGACUACACUCUCCAAGUCCACAGUGCUUUUCUCACCGGGAUCUACGGCAUGUGGAACCUGUACGUCUUCACCAUCAUCUUCCUCUACGCUCCGUCACACAAGCGCGGCAGAAGCAAGUCUGCAGACGGUCAACACGCAGAUAUGACAGAGAAGCCGGAAAGCCAAGAAACACAGCUGACAUGUGGGGAGCAGGGCCCGACGGAGGCCUACAGGAUCACCGGGAAGGUGGCUGAGGAAUAA
Molecule: messenger RNA, 1614 nt
Organism: Stegastes partitus (bicolor damselfish)
Lineage: Eukaryota; Metazoa; Chordata; Actinopteri; Pomacentridae
Product: protein wntless homolog
Exons: 12
Coding region: 1-1614 (537 amino acids)
Biological process (GO): Wnt protein secretion; Wnt signaling pathway; intracellular protein transport
Cellular component (GO): organelle membrane; endomembrane system
Molecular function (GO): Wnt-protein binding
Source: RefSeq, a predicted model, not a curated record